CCCGCGGAGUGCCCACUGGCAGGCACCUCCCGCUGUUUUGCGGGGUGCUCAGUGCAGGCGCCUCCUUCUCCUCCCCCGGAGAGUGCCCACCGCCAGGCAGUCAGUCAUCUUCGCGGUCACUUGCCCGGCCCAGGUGGGGCGAUGCGGAGCGGAGGAGGCUGCUUUGGAGAUUGCCGAUGCUUCUGAUGGAUGUUUUGUGUGUGUUUACCUCCGCUCCCCGAUUUUCUUUCAUCUGAGGACGCAUCUGGCUGAAGCUCUGUUAAACUCUCUGCCUUCUGGUACCAUUCGCAGAUAACAGAAAGAAACCUGAGCCCGAGAGGCAAUUCCCCACCUUCUUCCACCUAAAGUAACCUUUGCAGGCGCCUUUGAAGAGGCAUUUCAUCUUUAAGGACCGGCUGCUGGCGCACACUUUUAUACCCACCGAAGCGAUCAAGAAACCAUGUUGUCUGGUCGAAGAAGUGCGUUUCUGUGCCUUGGAAUGCUCUUGAGCUUUUGGAGCUCCAUGAGUUGGAUGCCUGUUGGAGGAUGCCCGCAUAAAUGUACUUGUAUUGCUUCCAACGUGGAUUGUCAUGGACUAGGACUCAAAACUGUACCGAGGGAUAUUCCCAGGAAUGCAGAGAGACUUGAUCUAGAAAAAAACAACAUCACAAGAAUCACGAAGACUGACUUCACAGGACUCAAGAAUCUCCGUGUCUUGCACUUGGAAGAAAACCAGAUUAGUGUGAUAGAACGGGGAGCAUUUCAGGAUCUAAAGCAACUGGAACGGCUGCGUCUGAACAAGAACAAAUUGCAAGUUCUCCCAGAGCUGCUUUUUCAGAACACGCAGAAGUUAACUAGAUUAGACCUGAGUGAAAACCAGAUAAAAGGAAUCCCUAGAAAGGCCUUUCGAGGAAUCGUUGAUGUGAAGAACUUGCAACUGGACAACAACCAGAUAAGCUGCAUUGAAGAUGGAGCCUUCCGAGCCCUGCGCGACCUGGAGAUCCUUACUCUCAACAACAACAAUAUCACCCGCAUUCCUGUUACCAGUUUCAAUCACAUGCCAAAGAUCAGGACUCUGCGGCUCCACUCCAAUGUCCUGCACUGCGACUGCCACCUGGCCUGGCUCUCCGACUGGCUGCGGCAGAGGCGCACUAUUGGGCAGUUCACCUUCUGCCUGGCGCCUGUCAACCUGCGCGGCUUCCUGGUGGCUGAGGUUCAGAAGAAGGACUUUGUCUGCUCUGGUCCCCAGUCUGAACCUCCAUCAUGCAGUGCCAGUUCCAUCACUUGCCCUUCUGCCUGCACCUGCAGCAACAAUGUAGUGGAUUGUCGAGGAAGGGGCUUAACAGAAAUCCCAGCUAACCUACCAGAGGACAUUUGGGAAAUACGUUUGGAACAAAACCUCAUCAAAAUCAUUCCCCCUGGAGCUUUUACCCAGUACAAGAAGCUUAAGAGAAUAGACAUCAGCAAGAAUCAAAUAUCUGACAUUGCACCUGAUGCAUUCAAAGGCUUGAAGUCACUCAUUUCAUUAGUGCUCUAUGGAAACAAGAUCACAGAGAUUCCCCAGGGCCUUUUUGAUGAUCUUGUGUCUCUGCAGCUGCUGCUUCUCAAUGCCAAUAAGAUCAACUGCCUGAGGGUAAACACGUUCCAAGGUCUGCAUAAUCUCAAACUGCUAUCUCUUUAUGACAACAAACUGCAGACCAUCAGCAAGGGGCUCUUUGCACCUCUCCGAUCGAUCCAGACUCUACAUUUAGCUCAGAAUCCAUUUGUGUGCGACUGCCAUUUGAAGUGGCUGGCUGAUUACCUGCAGGAUAAUCCGAUAGAAACCAGCGGCGCUCGAUGCAGCAAUCCGCGUCGCCUUGCCAACAAACGAAUCAGCCAGAUCAAGAGCAAGAAGUUCCGCUGCUCAGGGUCAGAGGAUUACAGAAGUAAAUUCACUGGGAAGUGUUUCAUGGACCUGGUCUGUCCUGAGAAGUGUCGCUGUGAGGGCACAAUUGUAGACUGCUCUAACCAAAAACUCACCCGAUUACCCAGUCACCUUCCUGAAUAUACUACUGAUCUGCGUUUGAAUGACAAUGAUAUUUCUGUGUUGGAAGCUGUUGGACUCUUCAAGAAAUUGCCCAACCUCAGAAAAAUAAAUCUAAGCAACAAUAAGAUCAAGGAGAUCCGAGAAGGCACAUUUGAUGGAGCUUCAGGAGUGCAGGAACUGAUUCUGACAGAGAAUCAACUGGAGUCAGUGCAUGGUCGAAUGUUUAGAGGCCUCACAGGGCUGAAGACACUGAUGCUGAGGAGCAACUCUAUCAGCUGUGUAAACAAUGACACCUUUGCUGGACUGAGCUCUGUGAGGCUUCUUUCUCUGUAUGACAAUCACAUCAGUACUAUCACUCCUGGAGCCUUCAGCACAUUAGUAUCUCUGUCUACAAUUAAUUUGCUGGCUAACUCCUUUAACUGUAACUGCCAUUUGGCCUGGCUGGGAAAAUGGUUGAGGAAGAAGAGAAUUGUCAGUGGAAAUCCACGCUGCUUGAAACCUUUUUUCUUAAAGGAUAUUCCAAUCCAAGAUGUAGAUAUCCAGGACUUCACCUGUGAUGGUAAUGAUGAAAGCAGCUGCUUGCUUUCACCUCCUUGUCCUUCCCAGUGUACCUGUGUGGACUCGGUGGUACGCUGCAGCAACAAAGGGCUGCGGAUGUUGCCAAAAGGAAUUCCCAAAGACGUGACUGAGCUUUACCUGGAAGGAAACCAUCUGACUGCUGUGCCAAAGGGACUCUCCACCUUCAGACACCUGACACUGAUUGAUUUGAGCAACAACAGCAUUAGUGUAUUGGCAAAUUAUACCUUCAGCAACAUGACUCAGCUAUCAACACUCAUCUUGAGUUACAACAGACUUCGGUGCAUCCCAGUCCACGCAUUCAAUGGGCUCAGGUCUCUUCGAGUGCUGACGCUCCAUGGAAAUGACAUUUCCAGUGUUCCCGAAGGUUCUUUCAAUGACCUGGUAUCCCUGUCCCAUCUGGCUCUCGGCACCAACCCUCUGCACUGUGACUGCCACCUCCGCUGGCUAUCCGAGUGGGUGAAGGCAGGGUACAAGGAGCCAGGGAUAGCCCGCUGCAGCGGGCCUGAUGCCAUGGUGGACAGGCUUCUGCUCACAACACCCACUCACCACUUCCAGUGCAAAGAGCCAGUAGAUAUCAGCGUGGUGUCCAAGUGUAACCCGUGCCUCUCUAACCCGUGUAAGAACAAUGGGACAUGCAACAAUGAUCCAGUGGAGUUUUAUCAGUGCACUUGCCCUUUUGGCUUCAAGGGUCGAGACUGCAGUGUGCCCAUUAAUUCUUGUGUUCAAAAUCCAUGUCAGAAUGGAGGGACCUGCCACCUCACCGAGGCAAAUAAAGAUGGAUUCAGCUGUUCUUGUCUCCUUGGGUUUGAGGGGGAGAGGUGUGAAAUAAAUGCAGACGACUGUGAAGAUAAUGACUGUGAGAAUAACUCUACAUGUGUGGAUGGGAUCAACAACUACGUCUGUCUCUGCCCUCCUAACUACACAGGUGAGCUGUGUGAUGAGGUGAUUAACCACUGUGUUCCUGAUCUAAAUCCAUGUCAACAUGAGUCCAAAUGUCUUCCCUUUGACAAAGGAAGCAGAUGUGAGUGCUUGCCGGGUUACAGUGGCAAACACUGCGAAACAGAUGAUGAUGACUGUGUGGGCCAUAAGUGUCGCCAUGGAGCAGCCUGCGUGGAUGCAGUCAAUGGCUACACCUGCGUCUGUCCUCAGGGCUUCAGUGGACUUUUCUGUGAAACUCCUCCACCAAUGGUUCUUCUCCAGACCAGCCCAUGUGAUAACUAUGAGUGCCAGAACGGGGCCCAGUGCAUCAUUGUACACCACGAGCCUGUCUGCCGCUGCCUCGCAGGCUUCGCUGGGCAGAAGUGUGAGAAGCUCAUCACAGUCAACUUUGUUGGGAAGGACUCCUACGUGGAGCUGCCAUCAGCCAAAAUUCGCCCUCAGGCAAACAUCUCCCUCCAGGUAGCAACAGACAAGGACAAUGGCAUCUUACUAUAUAAAGGAGACAAUGAUCCUUUGGCUCUGGAGCUGUACCAAGGGCAUGUGAGGCUCAUCUAUGACACGCUCAAUUCUCCACCUACCACAGUCUACAGUGUGGAAACAGUAAAUGAUGGGCAGUUUCAUAGCGUGGAAUUGGUGAUGCUGAAUCAAACUCUAAACCUGGUAGUGGACAAGGGAACUCCCAAGACCCUAGGGAAACUCCAGAAACAGUCUUCUGCCAACCUCAACACACCCCUCUACAUUGGAGGGAUCCCAACCUCUACUGGGUUAUCUUCACUGCGACAGGGUGCAGAUAAGACACCAAAUGGCUUUCAUGGAUGUAUUCAUGAUGUGCGCAUCAAUAACGAGCUGCAGGAUUUCAAGGAUUUACCACAGCAGUCAAUAGGAGUCCUUCCUGGCUGCAAGUCCUGCAACAUCUGCAAGCACGGGAUUUGCCGGUCCCUCGAGAAAACAAGCGUGGUUUGUGAGUGUCACCCAGGUUGGACAGGCCCCCUGUGUGACCAGGAAGUUGGAGACCCAUGUCUUAACCACAAGUGUCUGCAUGGCAAGUGCGUGGCAGCCAAUGUUGCUUACACCUGUAAGUGCAUGGAGGGCUACACAGGCAUGUACUGUGACAAGAAGAACAACUCCUCAAAUCCCUGCAGGAUUCUGAAGUGCAACCAUGGGCAGUGCAAGAUUUCUGAGCAUGGGGAGCCCUACUGUGAGUGCGAUCCCAGCUAUGGUGGAGAACACUGCGACAGAGAGAAUCUCUGCCAAGGAGAGAUAAUCCGAGAAGUAGUCCGCAAGCAGCAGGGCUACACGUCAUGUGCCACUGCCUCCAAAGUGCCCCGCCUGGAAUGCCGCGGCGGCUGCGGCAAUGGGCAGUGCUGUGUCCCUCUGCGGAGCAAGAGGCGGAAAUACUUCUUCCAGUGUGUGGAUGGCUCCACCUUCACGGAGGAACUGGAGAGACAUGUGGAAUGUGGCUGCUCAAAAUGCUUGUAAGCCAUUCUCCAGUCUCUUGCCACUUUAAUCAAUUCAGAAGCGCAAUCAAAAUGGGACCUAUUUACUUUCAGAGUGAAGAAGAAGAAAAGAAUUAUUAAGUAUAUUGUAAAAUAAAACAAAAAAUAGAACUUAUUUUUAUUAUGGAAAGUGACUAUUUUCAUCUUUUAUUAUAUAAAGUAUCACACCACUUUGGGUAUAUGUAUCAUAUAGUGAGUUAUUUUUACCAUGAAACUUUUUUAACAGUUGUAAGAAAAAAAAAUCAAAAACUAAAAGUUAAAAAAAAUUAUAUAUAUAUAUAUAUAUAAAAAGAAAUCACAGCCUAACAGAGCAAUGUGGGGUGACUUUAUAUGUGUGCACAAAGAACAAACGUAAAGGUGUUGCAAGGACCUGCUGCACAACUGACAUGGGCUCUCUGAGGCUGUGGGUGGGCUGCCCAGAAGCACAGACUCCCAUGAGCAACACCAUCUCACCUGCUCAGGCACCUGAGAAAGCCUCCCCUCAAUCCCUCACCCUGCCUGACGCCACCGACGCCUGUUUGCUCCUGCUCUGGAACUGGUUUCCUGCAUCACGCAGGCACUGCUGCAGCUGGAGGCUCACUACGCUGUUUGACUCUUGUAAUACUAGAAUGCAUUUUUUGCUGUGCACGUUAUGUUGAUCUGUGUUCACAUUGUAUUCUUCAGCAGCUGGACCUAUAGAGCACAGGCAGCUUUAUCCAAAAGGCAACGAAAGGAAAGGAAGUAGGGGAAUGUAUGUUGCUUCGGGAAAUCUGGGGGCAAAACAUCAAGUAAGUGCUAAGUAAUGCCUAAUAAAUGACAUAGUACUUUUGUGUAAACUCCUCAGCUAUGUUAUUUCCCAGGUUUGUGCCUUCUUGCUCCUAGCCUUGAGCCGUUUUUGUAUACUAAGUCUGAGGAAUGCACUGCUACAUAGUUUGUCAUGCCCUGACACUUUAGCUUGCAAAGGUUGUAAAGUGAAUAAAAAUAUUGCAGGUGCCAGAACACUCCUGCAACAGUCUGGCUUUUACUCUCGCUGUCAUAAGCCAUGGUGUAAGGUGGACUGUAGCCGUGUGUCCAUGCUCCAGUAGUGAGCAGCUGGCCACUUCUCCACAGCUUUUUAAAUGAGCAGAAGUUGCACUAUGUCCAUGUGAAGGUGUCCAGCUGACACAUGUCCACUUUAGCGGCACUCUCUUCUCUGCAUAAGGAGAGAUGUCACAGCACUGCCUUGUCCUGCAUUGGUGCAGCCCAACCAACCCAGCCAAAGCUUCUCCCUCUGCAGCACUUCAUGUCCUGCACUUGCAUCUCUCAAAGGACUCUCAUUAACUUUAGUUGUAUUCUGAGCAAACGCUGAAUAGGAAGUGGAAAUCAAUGCAGGGAUAAGUUCUCACUGUGAAUGUGAGGCAAAAAUUAAUUCUAGGAGUGAAUUUGGAGGGGUUUUGGCAGGGCUACCUUUCAAGGUCAGCAAUUAUGUGCCAAGAGUACUGUGGGUACCUUGAAGUUUCUCUUACUGUAAGCGUCCACAAUCCCCAUCAACAACUGUGCAACUAUUAGUAUAAUUUCUUUCUUUCUGUAAUAAUACAGCGAGUAUUACAGCCUUUUCUUCUCUUCUAGGAGAGGCAAAGUCAGAGACAAUUCCUAACAGCCAUAGGCCCCUUGGAGGAAUGCUCACUGGUCUCACCAGAAAGAUUUCAGAUCAGAGGCUUCAGCAAAGGACAGGUAGCAAAGCUGAAUCAAAAAACCCAAAGCUUUUGUCUGGGGCUUUGGGAAGAAUGCAGCCCUGCCAUAACAAGUACCCAUGUCUAUUGCCAUUAAAGUGACCCUUAGGAAGCUCUGACCUGUGUAGCAUUCUGCCCAUGCACCCUCUCCGAACAGCAGCAGUUUGUGCACGUUUCUUUGUUGCUACCAGAGCACUUUGAGCAGAAAGACAUAACGUGUGUAACAGCAGGCUCACAAAAUAAGUGUCACUUUGUGGAGCCUACAGUCAGUGGAACAUAAACCAAUCACUAAUGUGCCAAAUUGACCAAAACAGGACAGCUCAAAAGCCAGGAGAAAACUAACCCUGGCUAUUAUUUUAAAUAUGCUAUCAGAAGCUCAUAGCAGCUGUAAUUUGCAGUAGACAACAAAAAAAUCACCCAAAGCCACAACCUACAGGUUUUAAAAAUGUAUAUAAGUAACUGCAGCCCCUUGUGCAAAUAUUUGCCUGGCACACCAAUACCAUUAAUGUUUCUUGCCAGCUUCAAACACCUUAGUUUGCUGAAGAAGCAGCUGCUAUGAUGCAAGGCAGAAGAAAUACAAGCCAAGAAGUGGCUUACAAGCCUUCCCUGUGCUCUUACUGCACGAUUUGUAGCCACUGCACUGCCAAGGCCUGCAAAAGUGCAGCCCCCUCCUGAACACCACCCACCACCUUAAGCAGCAGGGCAGAUGGUGACAUUUACUCAUGGCCUUGCACCUGCUGGAGGGUGCUUUAAAAGAAAUGACCUUGACUGGCAAAGCAAAAGCCAUCCGCACCUUGUUACCACAUCACUCUGGGAUUUACUGAAGCCAAGCCUUUCAGCCAAGUGACCAGCAACAACUCAGCAAAGCUGGUCCUGUUCCUGGACCUUUUUGGUCAUGGCACUUCAAUGUUAAAUGCCGAGAUAACUAAGAGUAUCUAUUUUGUAACCGAAUGAUGCCAGGUUUUGUAUGCUUUUAGGCAGCACUUGCCAUUGGAUAGUGAUGCUUUGUGUCAACGAGUCUCUGACUUGCUAUAGAAAUAUUUUAUGUUAAGAAGAAAAUGAAAAGCAUUCAGAUGUGCCAAAAAUGUGAGGUUAACUGAAGUGUAAUUAGCUCCCAAAGUUUCUCUGUAACCUGCCUAAUGUUACACUAAAUUUGGAGAACUGUGGGUACAAUGCAGUAGUUUUUACCUCUCAAGUUUUAAUAUAAAGUGAAGAAAGAUGCAUAUCCCUAAAACAAUGGCAAUGCAGACUGGUGUGAACUGAUGUAUUUUAUUAAUAGAUUCUCAUUGUGAUGUAAGUUUAAAUAAAUUGUUGGGUUAUGGAAGCCUGUGACACACCUUGUGGCAAGGUUCUUUGUGUGUUUGAGGUGUGGUGUCUGGCCUUUUGGAGCACAUGGGGUAGGCCACAGAAAAUGACAGAGGAACUGCACAUAUUCCUCUUGGACAAAUCUAGUCAGAAAAUGGCUGUAGUUAAGCAUAGUAUGAAAAGUGGUUACAUACGUUUGUGGCAUCACAGCUUCAUCUUUUGGGAGGCUUAUACACGGAAAUGAAUUAAGCCACACAGGUUUUGAGCCUGGACAUUUUCUUCAAUAAAAGUCUAUUCAAUUCUUUA
Pogoniulus pusillus (Red-fronted tinkerbird) is the source of this 8321-nucleotide messenger RNA. RefSeq names its product slit guidance ligand 3 (gene SLIT3). Gene Ontology annotation, biological process: axon guidance. The record is from RefSeq and is a predicted model, not a curated record. Gene Ontology annotation, molecular function: heparin binding; Roundabout binding; calcium ion binding. Lineage: Eukaryota; Metazoa; Chordata; Aves; Piciformes; Lybiidae. The transcript is spliced from 37 exons. The coding region runs from base 440 to 5002 and encodes 1520 amino acids.